Molecule: messenger RNA, 507 nt
Organism: Angiostrongylus costaricensis
Lineage: Eukaryota; Metazoa; Nematoda; Chromadorea; Rhabditida; Metastrongylidae
Source: the annotation of a GenBank genome assembly
AUGACAGCUAAGGACAAAAAAUCAUUGUUAGCGAUGGAGCCCAAUGACAAGAUUCGCUUUGUGGGUGAUUUGAACAGCGAAAUUAGGACUUACCUGAAGAUCACCAAUAAGAGCGAUAUGAAGCAAGCGUUUAAGAUAAAGUGUACACGGAACGAUCUGUUCAAAAUUCGACCAGCUACUGGAAUUUUGGAUUACGAUCAAACGUCGAAUAUCACCAUUACGUACAAUUCCUGUGCACCAAAAAAUGCCGAAGAGCACCAAGCGCAUGUUUCAAUUAACAGGCCGAAUGGGGAGAUACCAGAAAACGACAAGCAUCACUUUGGGGUUUAUCACAUUCCGGCACCGGAAGGAUGCACAUGUGAAGGGGCAUGGAGCGAACACUAUGGGCCACCACAAGGAGAAUUUAGACUUAAAGUAAGGUUGAAAAAGAAGAUUUUACCAAGUAAGAACUUUCACAGACUAUUAAAAUUGCCAAAGGUUCAGGUUGAAUUUGAAGAACAGAAAUAG